CAAACCCCCCCUACUAUAAAUAUGUCAUCUUCAUCUGCUUUAAUCUUGUAAAUUACAUCUACACUGUUUCGUUACACAACUCAAUUCCUAUACUACUGAAUCCUAAAAAGCCAUGUCAAACGUUCCAACCUCGCUCCGCGACUCCUCCCUCACCCUCUUCCGCCUCGCCAUCUCCAGCUCCGACCCCUGGCCUUUUUCUGUCUAACCAUAACCACCACCUCGGAGAUUCUCUCUCUUUUCUUUUUUUUUUUUUUUUUGUUUAAAGGUUGAUUUUUCUUUCUUCUCUUUCGCUCGUUCUUGGCUUUCGAAUCCGUUGUUGGGUCCGGGGAUGCAGCAGCAGCAGCAGCAGCAGCAGCAGAGGCAAGAGGAGAGGGCAGGGAUGCCGCCGAAGGGGUGCGUGGCGGUGCGGGUGGGGAGGGAGGGGGAGGAGCGGCGGCGGUUCGUGGUGUCGCUGGAGCAGCUGAGUCAUCCAUUGUUCGCAGAGCUUUUGGAUGAAGCGGAAAGAGAGUAUGGAUUCGAGCAGAAGGGUGCGAUCGUAAUCCCGUGUCACAUCGACUACUUCUGCCGGGUCCAGGGCAUGAUCGAUCGCGAUCGUCAUCGCGAUCAUCACCACCAUCACCAUCACCAUCAUCACAGUAGCCGGCACGGUCAGCACGGGCAGCACGGGCACCUGCAUCUCCCGAGGUUUGCUGGGUGUUUCAGGGCUUGAUGAUUGGUCGUGUACGGUUGAGUCUCGCUAGUUUAAUUUAUGGGUGGUGUUUUAGUUUUUCUUUUCUUUUCUUUUCUUUUCUUUUUUUUUUUUCCUUUUGUUGCUUUUAAUUUGAAAGAUGGAAGGUUUUUUAUUUUGAUUUUGAUUAUGAUGAUGACGAAGAAGAACACGAGAAGAAGUGUAAAUAAAGAUGCAGUUCUGUAGGAUGGAAAUGUUGUGCUGCUCCUAUUGAUUUUUUGAGAUAUUCUUUUAAUAGUAGAUUAUGGGGAAAAAUUGAAUAAAACACGAAUGAAUUAAUUGCUUGGAAGGAUGUGAUUGUUCCUUUUA
Molecule: messenger RNA, 1036 nt
Organism: Ananas comosus (pineapple)
Lineage: Eukaryota; Viridiplantae; Streptophyta; Magnoliopsida; Poales; Bromeliaceae
Product: auxin-responsive protein SAUR32-like
Exons: 1
Coding region: 329-709 (126 amino acids)
Biological process (GO): response to auxin
Source: RefSeq, a predicted model, not a curated record